AUGAAAAGCAACCGCAAGAAGGAGAAAUCAUGGAUGAAGAACCAUCCCAUGGAGGGUGACGACAUCAUCACCUCCUUCUAUGACCUUUUGUGUAAGCGAGAUCCCAAAACGAUGAAACCAUGCCGAAAUGUCUUUGUUCCUGACACGGUGGUAUACGAACAUAACUUUCCUCGUGGAUGGUACACAACUGAUGUGAAGGCGAGGGAAGUUAUGCGGCGGCAGGGAAAGGACUUGGAUGCAGCCACAAUUGAGUUUGGCUUCAGCCGCGAUGUUGCAGAGAAUUUUCCCAUAGUGGCCACGUACUUGUCCAUUCACGAGGAGAAUUUAGGCAAUGGCGUAACGGAAACAACAACACGGGUGCAGGUAUUGAACAAGGAGGAUAUUGGUGCUUUUGUUGCACGAAAAAGCAAAAAUAAUGGCAUACUUCAGCGAUUUGUCUUCCCUAAGGGUUACCACAACAAUGUGAUCAAAGUUGUAUGGAGCCCGCGUAUAGCCAUAAUUCAGCGACGUAAGAACAAGUAUCCCAUCAAGGACAGAAAGCGUGCUGAGAUUGAUCCUUUUGCCAUCACAGUGACGUAUGAGGGGCCGGAGUACCUUAGCGAGGAGAGCGGUGUCUCCGCCCACGUAGCAUUUGAGGUAAAGAAUAUCUGUGCUGAGAUAAUCAAGCACUUCUUUCACACAGAGCACAAAUAUAUUACACGCAUGGUUUUGUACUUUAAAGGUGAUGGGAAAGAUCGGCUGUGGCUCUUGUGGUGUGGCUCGUUGCGUGUAGCGGAACGGAUUGUACCGAGUAACAUGCCCAUGAAUCUUGCGCCAAGGUUCGGCGAGCCUGCACGUGAGGGAGCACUUAGCGAGCGGGAGAUGUUGCGCAGAGUUGACAAGGCAUAUUACGUGAUCACGAGAGAUGGACCCUUCUAUGAAACGUACAUACGAGGGGGUGACAGUCAUUCCAACGUAAGUUCUGGGAAGCGAAGUUUUCGUGGUGUUGAUACUCGAGAUUCAUUAUUUGCGGAUGGCGGGGAGUUGGACUCCUUUUAUGCAAAGAAAGUGAACGAGGAGGAGAAUCUUCCCACGGAGUUGAAAGAUCACCUGGAGGACAUGAAAAACGUUGAGGAGAUGGUGUUGGAGACGUUCAGAGAUAUAUUCUACAAUGCUUACAGUCAUUUUUUGAGUGCUACAGAUCGUCCCUUUGACGUUGUGGUGCCUCCUAAUGUGGUAAAUGUCCUCUCACCGGCUUCCACAAGUGAACUUAUGAAAUUCCUCAAAUUGGGAAGGAAAUUGAUAGCAGAACCUUUAAUGCAGGGUGAGAAUGGUAUUCCCAGCGACGCUGCUGCUGAGGGCACUGAGGCCGCUCACGCAUCUUCGGGACAAAUGGGACCGGUUGCAGGUGAGCAACCAAUGGUAUUUGCCAUCCCCGAAAAGUUUUACACGCCCCUCUCGAUGCUGAGUAAUAAAGCAGAGGAAUGGAUAAGAGCGCACUUUAAUGGGCGCCGUGAGGAAGCUAGAAAAGGACAUGGAGGUCAGGCGGAAGGGGAGCAACCACCCGAUGGUGGUUCCGCAGAGCGUGACGAGCGGAAAACGGAUUCGUCCAGCGCGCAGAGGCCUUCUGUUUCCUACGUGAAUAUGUGA
Trypanosoma brucei brucei TREU927 is the source of this 1629-nucleotide messenger RNA. RefSeq lists its product as hypothetical. The record is from RefSeq and is a predicted model, not a curated record. Lineage: Eukaryota; Euglenozoa; Kinetoplastea; Trypanosomatida; Trypanosomatidae. Bases 1 to 1629 code for a protein of 542 amino acids. The transcript has a single exon.